AUGUCUCCAGACGCAUUGUGUCUAUAUAGCCUGCCGAACGAGAUUUUGGUCUCUAUCCUUUCCGGCUUCGAAACCCAGACUCUCCUUCCCUUGGCGGUGGUGUCGCGCCGCUUCCAUUCGAUCAUCCUCCGCAUCAUACACUUCCGUCUUCUCCUUGCAGUGGUGUCAGACUACAAAGUCUUUCUCGAAGCAUACCACCCCAGUACGAGACACAGUGACCCAUCUCUGUUCUGCUCGUAUCUUGGGACGGAUGGACUCAGUGCUAAGCACGAGGGCGAGGGGAGCCUAUACGAAGAUUGCGCCAGCGAAAAAGGGCGGUUUGCCAAAUUAGGGGCGCUAUAUAGUCGAUUCAGCCCCGAUAGACUGGGCAUGCAAGGCUUAGGAGGCUCACUUCUUGGCUGGCGAGUGGCUACCGGAGCUCCUGACCAAGCGACACCUAAUCCCACCCAGCCGAGCUACGCUGAAGGCGAUGAUGGAAGCAUGAAGGUUCUGCACAACUUGAACCUUGACGCUGAUGAGUUGUUCGUCCAGUUCUGCGCAUAUGCAACUCUUAUCAAAGUCGGUGAACGCCGAGCAAGUUUCUUCAGCGAACCAAAACUUGUCCAGUCGGGGCAGGGGGUUAUGAGGGUGUGGAAGCAAUGGCUUCAAGAUCGCGCCUGUGCGCUGUGGGAACAAGAGCAAGGCCAAGAUCAAACACCUGAGGUCAGGUUGGAUCGGCCCUCAACGACGAGCUGUCCUUCCAUUGGUUCAGACAAAAACAUACUCUGGACAGAUUACAGGAAGAAUGUUGGGCUGCGGGUAGCAGUACGCGACCGAGAGGGACUAUGUUAUGGGAAAGCCGCUUUCGAGCUCGAUGAUGUGCCCAUGAGUUUUUCGCUGGAAAUCCAAGAGCUUGUCGUGCGGACGACACAUCUCAUGCUUGUGGUAGAGACAGCAACGAAAGAUACGCGCAAACGAUCAGGUAAAGCUCUUGUUUUCGGCAGAUUUGCCAGCGUCUCCUCGUCGCCGGAGAUAUGA
Messenger RNA from Capronia epimyces CBS 606.96, 1017 nucleotides. RefSeq lists its product as uncharacterized. NCBI's taxonomy places the organism in Eukaryota, Fungi, Ascomycota, Eurotiomycetes, Chaetothyriales, Herpotrichiellaceae. Gene Ontology annotation, molecular function: protein binding. The transcript has 3 exons. Bases 1 to 1017 code for a protein of 338 amino acids. The record is from RefSeq and is a predicted model, not a curated record.